Messenger RNA from Nematocida parisii ERTm1, 1338 nucleotides. RefSeq lists its product as uncharacterized. Gene Ontology annotation, biological process: chitin catabolic process; cell wall macromolecule catabolic process. The transcript has a single exon. The record is from RefSeq and is a predicted model, not a curated record. Gene Ontology annotation, molecular function: chitinase activity. The coding region runs from base 1 to 1338 and encodes 445 amino acids. Lineage: Eukaryota; Fungi; Microsporidia.
AUGGCAUCCUCUAAUCAGGGCACUUUAACUCAGUCGGAUACUCCGGGUGGCAGUGGAUCUAAUAAAAAUGGGAGUAAUACUGACUCAGAAGGUAAACAAAGCAGUGGAAUGAACACUAAUCAAUCAGAGAAGAGCACUACAAGCACUACAGACAGUGGCAGAGUUAAGUCUGCAUCCAAUGAUUAUAAUACCCAGAUGGGGACUGAUUCACCCGCACAGAGUGAGAGUGCACCUGCUGUGAAUUCUAUACCUGGAUCUAAUGACCAGAGCACUAAUGCACUAUCACCUAGCAACAGUACAAAAAAUCAGCAGAGUGGCGAGUCUACCCCCACAGAAGCUGGCAAUAUUGUAAUAGAGUAUAAAGACAAUGGCACGGGAAAUAUCGACUUUAAAAUACCAGGCAUUACUAAAUCCACGAAGAACAAUGAUACAACAGAACAAAUAACCCCUGGUGAGUUUAAUAAGACUCUUCCCACACAGAAAGACUCUGCAAAUGGAACCAGCCAAGAGAAAACACCUAUUUCACCAUCUAACCCUGAACCAAUAAGCUCAUUAUCACACUCAACCAUGCUAUCACAGGCAUCUUCUGCCACAGCGGCUCCUGCUGCGAACAGUCCAGCUCCAGCAAAUACUGCAAAUAAGACAGAUACAAAGUCAUCGUCUCCCCCUGCAAGCAAUACCAAAAGUGGCGAUAGUAGCAACCAAGGUGCCCCAUCAACUAAAGUCUCCACAAUAACUGCAGAUCAAAUAAAAAAGACUCUUUCUGCAUGUGGGUACUCUGGCAGUCCUAAACAAGACUUUGUUAAUGAACUUAUAACACAGAUAAACAAGAACAACUGGAGUGAUAAUGAGAAGAGUAUGUUUUUAGCUCAAAUCUAUCACGAAUCUGGUGGGUUAACAAUGUUAAUAGAGCAAGCUUGUAUUAAUACUCCAUGCACCAACUACGACAAUGCCAACAAAGCAAACGGCCCUGUUGCCGGUGCACCUGGAAAGCAUUAUUUCGGGAGAGGAUAUAUCCAGCUUACUUGGCCUGCUAAUUAUAAAGAGGCAAGUAAUUCAAUCUAUAAAGAUGACAGACUUUAUACAAACCCAGACCAAGUGGCCACUGAUAAAUCCAUAGCAGCCGCUGUAAGUAUCUGGUACUGGAACACUAGAGUAAUGACAUCAAAAUCCCCACUGAGUAACUUUGGUGAAACAACAAAAGCCAUCAACGGGGCAAUAGAGUGCCAAGGUGGCCCUAAUGCCUCUGCCAAACAAAGGUACAGUAAUUACCUCGCAAUAGCAAAGGUGUUUGGUGUGAGUCCAACAGCAUCCAGCAAAGGGUGCGGGGAUAAUUAA